AUGCAUCUGGAGCAUAUCGAGAAGGACAACAAUGUCUCAGUCUUGGAGGAUGACAAGCUCGGAUUCUGGGGCACCGCAAGGCAAAACCCAAUCGCCAUGAUGUGGUGCACAUACAUGCUCUUCACUUGCAUCAUGUGGGGCUACGACGGACUCGCAGCUGGCAUUGUCAUAACUCUCCCACAGUUCAGGCAGUCAUACGGGGUCCCUUUCAUGGGUCAAUAUGUCGUCCUUGCGAAGUGGCAACUUGCUUUCACCGGUGGUACCGCUGCCGGCUCUCUCCUCGGUGGUCUUGGAGCUGGUAUGUCCACUAAAUAUGUGGGAGAGCGUAUCCCGCUCGGCUGUGCCUUUGUCAUAAGUAUCGGCGGUGUUUGUGCUCAGUGGUUCUCAGACGGCGAUAACGCCCUCUUCCUCGCCGGAAAGUUACUCACCGGUGUGCCUUUAGGAGUUUUCCUCACCGUCGCGCCACUUUACUGCUCUGAAAUCGCUCCUCUAGCUACCAGAGGAGCUGUCACAGCUGGUGUCAGCUUCUGCAUCUCUCUCGGGCAACUGCUAGCUUAUGGUGUCAUGCGUCAGACGCAGACAAUCAUGGGUCCCAACUCUUACCGAAUCAUAUUCGCGGUCCAGUGGGGCUUCAGCGCCAUUUUGUUCGUGUUGCUUCCAUUCCUACCAGAGUCACCAAUUAGGUUGCUAGCACGCGGCAAAGUCGAUUCUGCGAAGAACAGCAUCCGCCGCCUCUAUCCCGUCGAUGAAGAAGGAGUCCAAGCACAAAUCGACGCCAUCCAAGCAAGACUCGCUGGAGACACCGAAGCCGCGGCUCAUGCUGGAAGCUUCAAGGAUUGCUUUAUCGGCACCAAUCUUCUAAGGACGCUCUCCGCAAUGGGCGUCUUCUUCAUCCAAAAUUGGUCAGGAGUUGCUUGGGUCCUCGGAUAUAUGGGAUACUUCAUGCAAUUGGGUGGACUGAAGGGUACGACAGUAUUCAACCUCACUGUUGCCAUUGCCGGAAUCAUGUGCAUCGGCAAUUUGGCGGGAGCAUUCAUGCUCCAGAUUGUCGGCCGACGCUCCACAAUCACUAAUGGUACAAUUGUAGGCUUAUACACAAUGACUGUGUGUAUGUUGAUCAUAGCCGUCUUGUCCAUCUUCACCUCAAAGGGACAAUCAGUCGUGUUGUCUCAGGUUGCCUUCAUGGCUAUCUGGGCGUUUGCAUAUCAAGUAUCGAUCGGAUCUGCUGGAUUUGCUAUAGCCUCAGAGAUCCCAACAUCAUCGCUUCGUGGUGUCACUCAGUCUCUAUGCACCAUCACCAAUGGUCUCAACAGCUGCCUCUGGCAGUUCGUUCUUCCCUAUAUCGUCAACCCAGACGAGGCCGAUUGGGGUGGUAAAGUUGCUUUUGUGUUCUUCGGGGCUUUGAUAGCGCUAUCUGUAGCGGCAUACUUUUUCACUCCCGAGACCAAGGGACGAACCUUUGAGGAGAUUGAUAAGUUGUAUGCGCUUCGCAUUCCCCCGAGACACUUUUCCAGAACAGUUGUAAACCAGGGUGGGCGAUAG
Aureobasidium namibiae CBS 147.97 is the source of this 1542-nucleotide messenger RNA. RefSeq names its product general substrate transporter. The transcript is spliced from 5 exons. NCBI's taxonomy places the organism in Eukaryota, Fungi, Ascomycota, Dothideomycetes, Dothideales, Saccotheciaceae. The record is from RefSeq and is a predicted model, not a curated record. Gene Ontology annotation, cellular component: membrane. The coding region runs from base 1 to 1542 and encodes 513 amino acids. Gene Ontology annotation, biological process: transmembrane transport; carbohydrate transport. Gene Ontology annotation, molecular function: carbohydrate:proton symporter activity.